AUGGAUACCAACGGUGAAGUCACGGAGGCGCCUAAGGUGGAGAAGCCCAUCGAGAAUGAAGCCACAGCCGACAAGUCGGUCGACGAAGUUACCGAAAUGUUCAAGGGACUGUCCAAGAAGAAGAAGACCAAGAAGCCUAAGGAUGCAGAGGCCGGCGAAGGCGACGAAGCUUCCCCCGCAGCUGACGGCGAAUUCGACCCCACCGCCCUGAAAAAGAAGAAGAAGAAGACCAAGAAGGUUGACGCAGGCGAUUUCGAGGCCAAGCUGGCCGAGGCUGGUGCAGCAGAGAAGGGAGCUGAGGAGACAGAGGAGGCCCUCCCCGAGGGCGAUCUCGAGGCCGGAACUGGUAUUUGGGCCCACGACGCAACGCAAGCCAUCCCCUACUCUCUGCUUGUCUCCCGAUUCUUCUCCCUCAUUCAGAGCCACCACCCCGAUCUUCUGUCCAGCGGUGCCAAGUCGUAUAAGAUCCCUCCUCCUCAGUGUCUGCGUGAAGGUAACCGUCGUACCAUUUUCGCCAACAUCGCCGAUAUUUGCAAGCGUAUGAAGCGUUCCGACGACCACGUCAUGCAGUUCUUGUUCGCCGAAUUGGGUACCAGUGGCAGUGUUGACGGCAGUCGUCGUCUGGUCAUCAAGGGUCGUUUCCAGCAGAAGCAGCUUGAGAACGUCCUCAGAAGAUAUAUUGUCGAAUAUGUUACUUGCAAGACUUGCCGCAGUCCCGACACCGAGCUCAACAAGGGUGAGAACCGUCUGUACUUCGUUACCUGCAACUCCUGCGGAUCCCGUCGUUCAGUCGCCGCUAUCAAGACCGGUUUCCGUGGCCAGGUCGGACGCAGAAAGAGACAGGGUUAA
This is a messenger RNA of Aspergillus bombycis, 849 nucleotides long. Its product is annotated as translation initiation factor eIF2 subunit beta. NCBI's taxonomy places the organism in Eukaryota, Fungi, Ascomycota, Eurotiomycetes, Eurotiales, Aspergillaceae. Gene Ontology annotation, molecular function: mRNA binding; translation initiation factor activity; translation initiation factor binding. Gene Ontology annotation, biological process: translational initiation; formation of cytoplasmic translation initiation complex; formation of translation preinitiation complex. The transcript is spliced from 3 exons. Gene Ontology annotation, cellular component: eukaryotic translation initiation factor 2 complex. The coding region runs from base 1 to 849 and encodes 282 amino acids. The record is from RefSeq and is a predicted model, not a curated record.